AUGGGCUCCAACGGGAUCGGCAAUAUCCCUAACUCUCUUCGCGACUACCACCGCGGCGGCGGAAACCAUCACCACCAUUUCUUUUUUAUAUCACCACUCUGCCCAUUUCACCAUUCAAUUUUGCAUCCAAAAAAUCACUCGCCAUUGUGUAACUUUUCUACUUGUUAUUCUGCCUCUCCCAAUCCACAUCUCAACUUUCCGUGUACUCAUCGCCAUGAAGAAUUUGAUGCCUCAAAAUUGAUUGAGGAUGAGACCAAGGAGCUGGAAAUUGAGCAAGAUGAUGAACCGAUUUUUGUUCUAACCGACGAAUGGAAGGACUUAUUUGCAAAAUCCGAGGCCAAAAGGAGACUCGGGCAAGAAUUAGAAGAGGAAUUUCCUCAAGCAGCAAUUAACAUCUCGAGGGUUUUGGGUUCUUUGGACCAAUUUGGGUUCUCCUCCGACCACCUGGGAGAUGGUCUACAAUUCAUAACUACUACUCUUACUCUCGGAGUUGGUCGCGGGUUUGAGCUGGUGGAUUGGACCCGCAUGGACUCGGGCUUUGCCGUGGGGAGCUCGGGUUCGACGGAAGCCUUGGACGCCGGUGGGUUUGGGCUCGCCGGAAAUGUGAGCUUCGCCGGAAAAAUGGCCGGAAUUCAUGGUGGAAGAAGAUGGUGUACUUUUGGUCUUGAAGAUGAAAGUGGAAGAAGGUGA
Messenger RNA from Striga hermonthica, 690 nucleotides. The record is from the annotation of a GenBank genome assembly. NCBI's taxonomy places the organism in Eukaryota, Viridiplantae, Streptophyta, Magnoliopsida, Lamiales, Orobanchaceae.